CUUAACCGGUGAUGUCCACUCAGCCUCAAGGAGAAAGAAGGAGAGAGGUGUUUUCAAAGGUACCAAAGAACAAGAACAUCCUCAAAGGCUGAUGGGACACCGCAGAAGAAGAGUCCUUUACUCUGGGAUACGAGUUCCUUAAAUGCACCAUGAGGACCAUCAUAAUAAUGAAAUGUCCUGCUUAAGUCAACCGUAAAAAAAGAGACAUGUUGUCUGCACAGGGAACGGCUGCUCUGGCUCUUUUUCACAGUGUAAUGAUAGUAACUGCCCUGAUAGACUCAGAUGAUGUCAUCACGCGAGACGAGCAGAUCUACGUUUUGAUUGGCGCUCACGCCAAGUGUGAAAGAAGCAUCAAGGCUCAAAUGGCCCUGGUUAAAGAAGGUGAAUGUAACCCAGAGUGGGACGGGAUCAUCUGCUGGCCUCGGAGCAGAGCUGGUCAGCUGAUAUCAGUGCUGUGUCCAGAGUACAUCUAUGACUUUAACCACAGAGGCCGUGCCUACCGCCAGUGUGAAUCUUCAGGCAACUGGGAGCAGGUGCCCAUUAUCAACCGCACAUGGGCCAACUACACCGAGUGCACCACAUACUUGACCUCCAACCACAGAAGACAAGAAGAGAAGGUGUUUGAGAGGCUACAUCUCAUGUACACUGUUGGCUACUCCAUUUCCCUAGCAUCACUGUUGGUGGCGGUCUUCAUCCUCUGCUAUUUCAAGCGUCUCCAUUGCACUCGCAAUUACAUCCACAUUAACCUCUUCACCUCCUUCAUCUGUCGAGCUGUCAGCAUAUUCGUGAAGGACGCUGUGCUCUACAACAUAUCUGAUGAUAUUAACGCUGACCAUGACUACACUGCACAGAAGCCGCAGAUGGCUGGCUGUAAAGUUGCUGUCACUUUCUUCUUUUAUUUCCUGGCAACUAAUCAUUACUGGAUCCUGGUGGAGGGGCUGUACCUGCACAGUCUCAUCUUCAUGGCCUUUCUCUCUGACAAAAACUACCUGUGGGCCCUCACAAUCAUAGGCUGGGGUGUUCCAGCUGUGUUUGUGUCUAUUUGGGUCAGUGCACGAGCAUCGCUGGCAGAUACACAAUGUUGGGACAUCAGUGCAGGAAACUUGAAGUGGAUCUAUCAAGUUCCAAUUUUGGCAGCCAUUGUUGUGAAUUUCCUCCUAUUUGUUAACAUAAUACGUGUCCUGGCCUCUAAACUGUGGGAGACAAACACUGGUAAACUGGACCCUCGGCAGCAAUAUGGCAAGCUUCUCAAAUCUACGUUAGUCCUCAUGCCACUGUUUGGGGUUCACUACAUGGUGUUCAUGGCUUUGCCUUACACUGAGGUGACUGGGCUGCUGUGGCAGGUGCAGAUGCAUUAUGAGAUGUUCUUCAACUCAUCCCAGGGCUUUUUUGUGGCAUUUAUCUAUUGUUUCUGCAAUGGGGAGGUGCAGGCAGAGGUGAAGAAGGCGUGGUUACGACGCAGCCUCACCCUGGACCUAAAACAGAAAGCGAGGAUGACCAGCAGUGGCGGUGGAGGCAGCUGUUACUACGGUGGCAUGAUGUCUCACACCACCAACUAUAGCGUCAGCCUGUCUGCUGCCAAUCCCAGAAAUCUAUCAUUUACCUCAGCUGCAGGUGUGGGGCCAGGCAUCAAAAUGCAACGCCAUGGCUCUCUGCAACCACCAAACAGCCUGCCUGGGUACUUGCUUGGUGAUACUGAGACACAUGGCCCCAAACAAGACAUGGUUGUAAGGAAGCCAGGGGGGACGGAGUCUGGCGUUAUCGCCCGGCACACCAAAGCUAGCAAAGGGAAUGAUGAGUCCAAAAGUCAUGGAGCAUCUUCAGCACACACUCCUGGAGCAAAAAAUCCAGAGAGCUGCUCAUCUCUAAAAGAACUGGAGACCAUCUUGUAAUUUUUGUUUAAAUGUUGAGAUGAGAAAACCUGAUAGUGAACUCAUGCAGACGACAGAAGAUCUCUGUAGAUGAGAUCUUCUGUAGAUGACAGAAAUACAUUUUUCUGGCUUCACGCAGGGUUAUCUGUAUAACCUCUUUGUUGAUUUGAAUCUGCAAAUACAAGAGUGCUGACCUGCUGAGCAAGCAAUUGGUGGUUGACAUGUGUUCUGUGAAUUUCGGAGGU
Molecule: messenger RNA, 2116 nt
Organism: Labrus bergylta (ballan wrasse)
Lineage: Eukaryota; Metazoa; Chordata; Actinopteri; Labriformes; Labridae
Gene: pth3r
Product: parathyroid hormone 3 receptor
Biological process (GO): cell surface receptor signaling pathway; adenylate cyclase-modulating G protein-coupled receptor signaling pathway
Cellular component (GO): plasma membrane
Molecular function (GO): peptide hormone binding; parathyroid hormone receptor activity; G protein-coupled peptide receptor activity
Source: RefSeq, a predicted model, not a curated record